AUGGCGGAGUCCGCGGCGGGGAGUAGGCCUCCGCCGCGAGCGGCCGCCUCACCCCUCCAGAGGCCGGCCUGCCCUGGAGGAUCGUGCCGCGGGAGGAUCCCCGGGCGCGAGCACCGCUGGAAGAGAUGGGCUGCCAGCGGGCCAGCGACGCGAUCGCGCCUGCCAGCGCCCGCUCCUUGCAGCGCCCCGAUCGACGGCGGUGAAGAGGCCGGUGCCCGAUUGGAGUCCGCAAAGCCAUUGCCCAGAAGCCCGGAGGAGACCGUGCAGCAGGCCCUGCAGGCCAGUCGUUCCGCCUUUCAGGACGGGGUGGGCCGCCAGCUGGUCGAGAUGCCGCUACCUUUGAUUGGGGCCACCGAUCUGGACGACUGGCCAGGUGGAAUCAGGCAACAGUUGCAGGCAGCUGCGCCCAUGGCGGAGGGAAUCCUUAAUGGCCUACGCAGGGUUGGGGGACUGGAAGGUCGGCUGGAUGCGGAAAUACUGGACGAUGCUGACUGCGUGGCGGCUUGGACUGGACAGAACCUGGCAGCUGUAUUGUUCCCAACUGCAGAUAUUUUGAUAGAGCUAAAGCGGCGCUUUGAGGGAAAGAAGCUUGUACUGAUGAUUAACCCUGAAUGGAGAGGUGGGCAGGUGAUUUCGGAUUUCGGGCUGUUUGGAAGAAAGGAAAAGGAAGAUUUUGUGGCGUCCUUCACACAGUCGUAUUGCCUGAGGCAGUACAGGAUACAGGGGAAAGAUGUCAGGCUGCUGCGUUGCUACCCCGGAGAUUGGCAGGUGUGCGUCGGGUCAGGUGCAGGCUCUGCAAACUGCGUCGCAGUCGAGACGGAGCAGCCCUCGUACAAGCGAAUAGAGGAGAUCGUGGUGAAAGACGACGCUGGUCAGUCGGGCAGCCUCCUCGACAAGAUCAAGAAGGAAUUCGACUUUAAUGCCCAGUCCCUGAAGGGACCGGAAGGGUGA
Molecule: messenger RNA, 951 nt
Organism: Ostreobium quekettii
Lineage: Eukaryota; Viridiplantae; Chlorophyta; Ulvophyceae; Bryopsidales; Ostreobiaceae
Source: the annotation of a GenBank genome assembly